Molecule: messenger RNA, 2260 nt
Organism: Hemiscyllium ocellatum (epaulette shark)
Lineage: Eukaryota; Metazoa; Chordata; Chondrichthyes; Orectolobiformes; Hemiscylliidae
Product: transmembrane protein 240
Exons: 4
Coding region: 284-805 (173 amino acids)
Source: RefSeq, a predicted model, not a curated record
GGGAUGGGGGCGGGAGAGACGUGCUGCUGCUACUGCUGCUGUUUGUGGAGGGACAGGACUGAGUGAGGGAGGACGGGGGAGGGGAGGGUGAACGGUUCAAGGGUCCGGGGGAGGACUGCCCCCUCCCCCCCGACUUCUCCCUUCCCCCUCCCUCCCUCACCACCCCCCGGGACUGAGAGCACAGGGGGGAGCGGCCACUGAGUGAAGCGGUGCCCGAGGACCGCUGCACCCACUUCCAACCCCCCCCCCCCCCCCGGCCAGGAGGAAGCAGUGGCUGCGAUUUAUGCUCCUCACCGCCAACACCAUGAUCUUCAUGUUGGUGGGGACGUCCAUGGUGAUGGCGAUAGCUUGCAUCGUGGAUAUGAACGCGCUGCUGGACCGCUUCCACAAUUACAUCCUCCCGCAUUUACGAGGUGAAGACCGGGUCUGUCACUGCAACUGUGGAAGGCACCACAUUCACUAUGUAAUUCCCUAUGAUGCUGAUCAGUCUGUGGUCGAUUCCUCGGAAAAUUACUUUGUGACGGACAAUGUGACAAAGCAGGAGAUUGACCUGAUGCUGGGCCUGCUGCUGGGCUUCUGUAUCAGCUGGUUCCUGGUGUGGAUGGACGGUGUCCUUCACUGUGUUGUCAGGGCAUGGAGGACAAGCCGGCGUUACGAUAAUUCCUGGUCCUGGAUCCCAAGGUUAUGCAGUCUGAAGGAUUUCAGGAGACGUUCUCACCGGCAGUAUGAGGACUCAGCAGGGAACAUGGUGCAUAUCAAACAGAAACUAUAUCACAACGGGCACCCUAGCCCCCGACACCUGUAACUUUUAACUGGCGGAAAGCUGGGACUCAACUAGGAGCCUGUGGUGACUCCAGACUGUGUUUUAAACUGGAUGAAAACCAAUGCUGCUGCUCCUGAUGUGAUGGUGGCUGUCAUAAGGCAGCUGGAGUGACCUGUACAUUCUGUAAAUACCCUGGGUAACUGCCCAAAGCGGCUGCUUCUCUGUAUUCGUUUCUUAUUUGAGUACGUAGGACAAGAGGUGCUCGGAGAUGACUCACUGGUAAUCUGGUUUUAACUUUUUCGCAGAUCACCCCAUUAUGUUAAUAUAUGCUCAAAGACCUCCUUCCCUGCCUGUGUACACUGACCUCUCUCCACCCACCUACCAGUCAACCAGAGUCUGUGUGACCUGGUAGAUAAAUGGGACUCCUGUCUCUUUCGAAGGUAACGUUUAAGAUCCCACAGUUUGUGGAUGAAAUGUAAUCACAACCUGAAUAAUUGCAACCAACCCAGGAGUACAUUGAUCCUCAGGGUCACUGCAAAGUGAGAGUACCCAUGUCCAGUGUUGGUUAGAAAUUUAGUCCAAUCAAUCAGUUUAGACUUUAAAAUGCCCUGGUGUUUUGUUGUGGAGGAAUCUUAAUUAUUUGGAAGUGGGAAUGUUUGGACCUAGUUUUUGGUAAUAGGAGCAUCUUCAGUCAAGAAAUUCAAGGCUGAAAUCAGGUCCCAGACCCCAUGGUUUGAAGCAAUUUAGAAUUGUGCAAUUCUGCUGGAUAUUACCAAAUGAUGUGCAAAGAUUCAGUAGUCUAUAGUACUGUGUACAUGCCACCACAAUUAAAAAAUAUCAAUUCCCAUGGCUCCUCCUUUUAUUGAAGUUUAAUAUUGCAACAGAAGGAACUGUAAUUUGUAACUAAAAUUUGUAAUUGUUUUAUCUAGUUAGAUGUGAGGGCUGUUAAAUUGCCUCUUCCAGUCAUUCCCAUUCCCUCCAACUAUCUGCCCCUUCCUAUCCUGUGCAUCUCUACGCAAACCCUCUUGCACUGGAAGGUUGGUACAUGCCAUUCCUCUCCAGUCAUUGCUGCGGAACAGGAGAGAUUUGACUGGGCAGCUGGAGUAUCUACCUGGUGUAGAGAGCUGAACUCUGAGGGCAGCAGGUAGAAUUGGUUAGUAAUAUAAAAACGAUUGACUGGAAAAUGCCCCAAACUGUCUUGCUAACUGUGUAAUAAUGUUGAAUUCCCCCUCUUUCUCAGAGGAAAAUACAAUAAAUUCCCAUACAUCUCCAAAAAGACAUAUGUCCAAUGCUAUCAGCUCUCAGGUACUUGAACACAAUUCUGACUGGGAUGAGAGAUCAGGUAAAGAGGGAUAUCUGAGCUGUUCCAAUGCCUGUUAAUUGUUAGUUUCUUUCUCACUAGUGCUGAUUUGUUAUCUUGUGGAAAUGUGUGUGAAAUGUACAAGGAUGAGAUGGGCUGAAGGCACAAAUUAAAAUAUGGAACAGGUGGAUGUGAAA